AUGAGAAAAAGUUCAGUUGGUUUUUUGGCAUUCCUUCUACCAAUUUUCGUUUUUGCUAUCUCAGAAAUUACGACCGCGAAGGCGAAAGUAUGUGAAAAGCCAAGCAAGACCUGGUUUGGGGUGUGCAAAGACCCAUCCAAGUGCGACAAGCAGUGCAUAGAGUGGGAGGGUGCAGAACAUGGAGCUUGUCAUCAACGUGAAGCAAAAUACAUGUGCUUUUGCUACUCCAAAUGUGAAGCCAAAGCGUCUCCUACUCCUCCCUCUACUGCUCCCCCUGGGAAUGGGUCACCGAAUCCUCCUGGAACUCCUGGAAGUGAAGGUGGACAACAACCUCCUGCAGAAGGCGGAAAACCACCAUGCAAAAGGAGGCGAGCCACCUCCAAGCAUUUGAUUGGACCCAAUCAUCUUACAUGA
Messenger RNA from Lactuca virosa, 414 nucleotides. The record is from the annotation of a GenBank genome assembly. NCBI's taxonomy places the organism in Eukaryota, Viridiplantae, Streptophyta, Magnoliopsida, Asterales, Asteraceae.